Molecule: messenger RNA, 1452 nt
Organism: Microplitis mediator
Lineage: Eukaryota; Metazoa; Arthropoda; Insecta; Hymenoptera; Braconidae
Product: dorsal-ventral patterning protein tolloid-like
Exons: 2
Coding region: 853-1452 (199 amino acids)
Biological process (GO): proteolysis
Molecular function (GO): metalloendopeptidase activity; zinc ion binding
Source: RefSeq, a predicted model, not a curated record
UUUAAAAAUAGUUAGUAGUUGAAAUUAGUUGUAGCAACAGAGUGUUGGAAGAGUUUCCGAUUCUAUUGACUGAAGAUAUAAUAUAGAAACUGACAUAACCAACGGAAGGACAGUUCAUGGAAUGGACACUUAAAUGACAAUUGUUAAUAAAAUUGAAUUUUAUAAAACAGUAGAAUGGUAAGUUUGAACAAUUUUAGUUUAUAGCGACUACUCGUGAAAGCCAAUGCCAAGGUGGUAGACUGAAAUAUUUUUUCAAAUAAACUUCCCCGUUAAAUUAACGGUUCUGAAUUUAUGAUGGUUUGAACCGUUAAAUUAUUAAUUAAGACACGGUAGAGUCACUCGACACAGCUUAACUCACGGCUAUACCUGGUUUGAUAUGUAAUUGGCCCAGUUGAGGACUUAAUGUUGUGCCACUGGAGUUCUUGGCGAGUUAUAAUUUUUAUUAAUUUUAAGAAUCCUCAUUACCACCACUUCCACUCGACAAAGAUCAAAAAUCAAAAUCUUACGAUUAAAUCAUAACACUUAUUUAAUUUAUAGCAGUAAAUAACAGUUAUGAUUUUUUAUUUAAUAACAUAUAUCGCGAUUCAUAAAAACUCACUGUGAAAAACAUUUGGAUAGAAAAUUUAAUCUUUAUGAGCAUCAUUAAAAUUACAAUUAAUCAAAAUAGAUAAAACAAAAUAGGGAACUAAAGUUCCUGAGGCUAUAAAAAUCAAUUAAGUUUAUAAAAUUCUAUCAAUUAGUGUCGAAAUAAAGAACAGCUAUGAUUAGUAAGUUAUUUUUAUGCUGUUUCAGUAGUUAUUUCUGCCUCUAAGUAGUUUAUUCUUUCAAUUAACUGAAGUAGAAGAAAAAAGAAUGGAAUAUAUUUCAUACAUUUUUCUACUCAAAAUUUGUUUUUCAAUUAUAUUUCGGCUAGAUUCGUACGUACUACCUGGCAGUAUAGGUCAGCUUGAAGUAUUUGAUCAUAUAAGCGAAUUUGGAAAAAACCAAACGACAAACAAACAACGUAGAUCUCAUGCGGUAAACAAAAAGGAUAGACUUUGGGAUGGAGGUAUUAUUCCGUAUGAAAUCGAUAAAGUUUUCACUCUUGCACAGUAUCAAUUGAUAAAGCAAGCUAUGCAGCUCUGGGAGAGAUCGACGUGUAUUCAAUUUGUGCCAAGAAUCAAAGGCGUGCAUAAAGAUUAUACAAUUAUCACUAAAGAAUACUGCGGAUGUUGUUCGGUUGUAGGCAAAAACUCUGACGAAAAGCAGUUUAUUAGUUUGCACGAUAAUUGUAUGGAUCGUUAUACUCUUCUUCAUGAGCUGGGACAUACAAUUGGACUAUAUCAUGAGCACAUGCGUUCGGAUCGUGAUGAAUAUGUGAACAUUUUUAGAGCUAAUAUUGCGUCAGGUACAUAUCGCGUUACUGAUGCCAUAAGGGCGUAUCCCGAAAAAAAUACCCUUGAAAAGGCAUAA